CUUGAUUUAAUGCCACCUGUUUCAACAGUUGUAAAUCGCUUGAACAACCCGUUUACUUCAACGCCCUCGAAGCACAAGAAUGUCGCUACGCUUCCAGACAACAGCUGAUUCUUGCAUUGCUCUCUCAUAUGGUCUAUGUACACUAUGGGUUUGCCCAUAGUACUCCUGAUGGGCAAAGGCAGCGUUAAAUGCCCCAUCCAACUCUUCUUCAAGACCACAUAAAUACUCUAGUACUGCGUACACUCGGCCUCAUUCCCACCCUCUUCGUUCUUCCCAACUGUCAGCCUACGCGAUUGUAAAAAUAUCAUCCAUCAUGGUUUCUUCACACCGUACAUAUCCUCCCCUUGACGGAUCUUUAUUUCUCCCUGAAUUACUAGCAUUCAAUGCGCAGCAUAAUCCAGACGUCACUUUCUUUAUCUACGACAAGCCCAACAGCAAUGACCUGGUGUCCAUCUCACACUUGGACUUCUAUCAAGCUUGUCAUCGUGCGGCCCAGGAAAUUAGACCAGGUCGUGCAGGCGCAGACAAGGAGAUCGUCGCUCUGAUUGGAAACUCAGACACCCUCCUUUAUCAGACAGUAUUCAUGGGUAUCAUCUUCGCCGGCUUGCUUCCAUUCCCCAUGUCCCCUCGUAAUUCAGCAGCGGCAGUGAUAAACAUGAUGCAGAAAACACACUGCCGUCGUUUAAUCACGACUCCCCAUUCUCUCGGUUCCCUGAUCGACGGUAUCAAAGCGGGUUCCGAGUCUCAGGGCAUUGAAACUAGCCGCCUGCAGCUUGACAAGAUGCCGGCGCUAAAAGACCUGUACCCCACACUUGUCAGGGGUUCUCUAAAUGAAGCCUUCCUUCCAUAUCCUCCCCCAGCAUUACGGCCGUCUGGGAACGAUAUAUUAUUCUACCUACAUUCCUCAGGCAGCACUGGUUUCCCGAAACCCAUUCCAAUCACUAACCUGACUGUUAUUCACUGGUGCUUAUCCCCGUGUAUUCUUGAACACAUCAACUUUCCCACUCCCAUCCGUGUUGGUUCUGCACCCUUACCAUCAUUCCAUAUCCUUGGUUUAUACAUUCAGCUACUCACGCCGGUCGCCUCCCUCAGUAGCGUGUCUAUUUACCCACCCACAUCCUUCCAAGACCCUUCGGCAACACCUAUAAUACCCAACUCGCAAAAUAUCUUGGACUCUGUAGUCAAGACGAAAUCAAACACUUUAGUGGUCGUGCCCAGCUUCCUGGAGCAAUGGGCGUUGUCGCAGAAUGCUAUUGAUAUCUUGAAGACGCUCGAAUAUGUCGUCUUUGCUGGUGGUCCACUCGCACCUAAGAUAGGAAAUGGCCUGGUGGAUGCAGGGGUUAAGGUGUCAUCUCUUUACGGUGCCACCGAAUUUGGGGACAUAACUUACUUCUUCCGAAAUGAAGUCGAGCAAAAAUUGUGGGACUGGGUGCGAUUUGGACCAAACUCCAAGAUCAGGUGGGUUCCUCAAGACGAUGGCACAUAUGAAUGCCAAGUGUUGACAGUUCCGACGCAUCAAGUAUCGGUAGAGAAUCUCACGGAUGUCAAAGGUUAUGCUUCUGGAGAUGUAUUCAUCAAGCACCCAACGGUCGAGGGCAUGUGGAAGAUCAUAGGAAGGAUGGACGACGUGUUGGUACUCUCAUCUGGUGAAAAGACAGUACCGGCUCCCAUGGAGAGCAUCAUCGCUGCUAACCCCUAUGUGAACGGUACCGUCAUGUUCGGCCGUGGACGCAACCACGUCGGAGUCCUCAUAGAGCCACGAGCAGGGCACGAAAUCGAUGCCGAUGACGAGAAGCAGCUUGCCGUGUUCAGGAAUCGAGUGUGGCCAGACAUAGAGGAAGCGAAUCAGGAGGCUCCUGCCUUCAGCAGGAUCUUCAAGGAGAUGAUUCUUGUAACACGCAGUGAAAAGCCCAUGCUGCGAGCUGGAAAGGGAACCGUCAUCAAGAAAGCAACCGUCAACCUGUAUGAGGAGGAGAUCAAUGCCCUAUACGAAAAGGUGGAGGGCAGCACCAGAGCGGGCAUCGAUGUGCCUUUGCCUACGAACUGGACUGCAGAUAACGUCGAGAGCUGGCUCAUGGUCCACGCUGCUGCUGUGAAUGCCGCCAAUACAGUUGAUCCUGACACAGACUUUUUCGCUCAAGGCUUUGACAGUUUAUCUGCGACAUUCCUCAAAAACCGCAUCCUCGGCUCUCUCAAGUCGUCACAAGAUCAUGACGUCCAGGCAUCAGCAUCACGGAUCGACCAGAACAUCAUCUUUUCAAAUCCUUCGAUUCGCCGGCUCGCGAGAAGCGUCAUCAAUGCGAUAUCGCCACGAAACGGUCCAAACUCUGUUGAUGCCAAAACCGGCAUUGAGAAUAUGAUCGAGAAGUAUUCAGUCGGAUUUGGUAGCUCUGCCAGAUAUGACUCCGUCACUCUGGUUGACGGAUGCAGGCAAGGUGAUCAUGUGGUCAUCUUGACUGGGUCCACGGGGGGUCUUGGCUCAUACUUCCUUUCAUCUCUGCUGCAGUGUCAGGACGUGUCUGUGGUAUAUGCCUUCAAUCGUCUGUCAAGGAACGGGUCAUCUAUCGAACAACGACAGAAAGUCGGUUUCGAAGGCCGUGGUCUGGAUGCCACCCUCCUGAAGUCAGAGAAACUGGUGUAUGUUGAAACUGAUAUCUCUCGUGAUAACCUGGGUCUGGAUGAAGAAUUAUAUCAGAAGAUCUGCGCGUCUGCCACCAUCAUCAUUCACAACGCUUGGCGACUCGACUUCAACCUGGCGCUGUCGUCAUUAGAGCCUCAAGUGCAGGGAACGCGGAAUUUAAUAGACCUCGCACUUUCUUCUCCGCGCCACCUAAAGCCACGUUUCAUGUUUACCUCUUCUACGUCGACUGCUGAAGGCUGGGAUAGAACGAACGGACCUUUCCCGGAAGCAGUGCAGUACGACGCAGGCGUGGUCGCAGAAGGCUCUGGUUAUGCCAUGAGCAAAUAUGUUUGUGAAAGGGUCCUCGUGAAUAGCAAGUUGCCAGCAACCUCGUUCAGAAUUGGACAAAUAUCAGGAGGGCCCCCACGAGGAGCUUGGUCGACGACGGAAUGGCUGCCGAUCAUCGUCAAAUCAAGUGUCAUUCUAGGUGCACUUCCAGAAGCUCAAAGGCUUCUAAGCUGGAUCCCUCCCCACGCUGUAUCAAUUGCUAUUCUUGAUGUGGCUUUCGCGGAAGAAGAGCCUCCCAUCGUGGUUAAUCUUGUACACCCGAGGCCGAUAGCGUGGGGGGCAGUUAUGCGGCCUGUUGCGCAAGCCAUAGCUGAGCAUAAGAUCACAAGUGUCCCAUUGCCUCUCGUUCCAUUCUCGGCGUGGCUUGAAAAGCUUGAGUCGAGUGCCAAAGACGCGAGCGAGGAAACUAUCAAGUGCAUCCCUGCUAUCAAGCUUCUGGACUUUAUGCGUUCCAUAACACGAUCAGAUAUCACGAUCAGGGCGUCCGGCGAGAUGUCAGAUGUGGGCGGCUUUACUCCAUUCGCCACGGAUGUGGCUCAGCGCGUCAGUCCGACGGUCAAGGAGCUGGAGCCGCUGUCGUCGGCAGAUGCAGUACAAUGGGUGGACUAUUGGGCGGCGGUGGGGAUGUUUGAAUGAAUGAGCUAUUCACUGUAUUUGCUUCUAACGCAACGUGGUUACUUGGAACUUGGGGAUAGUGUAUUAACUUGUACUAAUAGUUGGAGUACCGUCAGGGCCAUCUCUUACCCUAUUAGGUGUUUUCAUCAUGCAUGCAUUAAGCGCAUGC
Molecule: messenger RNA, 3752 nt
Organism: Suillus clintonianus
Lineage: Eukaryota; Fungi; Basidiomycota; Agaricomycetes; Boletales; Suillaceae
Product: putative aminoadipate reductase
Exons: 14
Coding region: 314-3604 (1096 amino acids)
Molecular function (GO): phosphopantetheine binding
Source: RefSeq, a predicted model, not a curated record